Diceros bicornis minor is the source of this 1593-nucleotide messenger RNA. RefSeq names its product EGF containing fibulin extracellular matrix protein 2 (gene EFEMP2). The record is from RefSeq and is a predicted model, not a curated record. The transcript has 11 exons. Gene Ontology annotation, molecular function: calcium ion binding. Lineage: Eukaryota; Metazoa; Chordata; Mammalia; Perissodactyla; Rhinocerotidae. Bases 93 to 1424 code for a protein of 443 amino acids.
CGUCCGCCCGUCCGUCUGCCCGCAGGCACUGCCCGAGCCAGCCGAGCCGCCGGAGCCGCCGGCCGCGGGGGCGUCGCGGGCCCAACCCCAGGAUGCUCCCCUUCGCCUCCUGCCUCCCCGGGUCUCUACUGCUCUGGGCGCUGCUGCUGUUGCUCUUGGGGGCAGCCUCUCCCCAGGAUUCGGAGGAGCCUGACAGCUACACGGAAUGCACAGAUGGUUAUGAGUGGGACCCGGACAGCCAGCACUGCCGGGAUGUCAAUGAGUGCCUGACCAUCCCGGAGGCCUGCAAGGGGGAGAUGAAAUGCAUCAACCACUAUGGGGGCUACUUGUGCCUGCCCCGCUCGGCUGCCGUCAUCAACGACCUGCACGGCGAGGGACCCCCACCACCAGUGCCCCCUGCUCAACACCCCAACCCCUGCCUAGCAGGCUAUGAGCCUGAUGAUCAGGAGAGGUGUGUGGACGUGGACGAGUGUGCCCAGGACCUGCACGACUGCCGCCCCAGCCAGGAGUGCCAUAACCUGCCUGGCUCCUACCAGUGCACCUGCCCCGACGGCUACCGCAAGAUUGGGCCUGAAUGUGUGGAUAUAGAUGAGUGCCGCUACCGCUACUGCCAGCACCGCUGCGUGAACCUGCCUGGCUCUUUUCGCUGCCAGUGCGAGCCGGGCUUCCAGCUGGGGCCCAACAACCGCUCCUGUGUGGAUGUGAACGAAUGUGACAUGGGGGCUCCAUGCGAGCAGCGCUGCUUCAACUCCUAUGGGACCUUCCUGUGUCGCUGCCACCAGGGCUAUGAGCUGCACCGGGAUGGGUUCUCCUGCAGUGAUAUUGAUGAGUGCAGCUACUCCAGUUACCUCUGCCAGUACCGCUGUGUCAACGAGCCAGGCCGCUUCUCCUGCCACUGUCCGCAGGGCUAUCAGCUGCUGGCCACGCGCCUCUGCCAAGACAUUGACGAGUGCGAGUCGGGUGCGCACCAGUGCUCCGAGGCCCAAACUUGUGUCAACUUCCAUGGGGGCUACCGUUGCGUGGACACCAACCGCUGCGUGGAGCCCUACGUCCAAGUGUCUGACAAUCGCUGCCUCUGUCCGGCCUCCAACCCGCUGUGCCGGGAGCAGCCCUCGUCCAUCGUGCACCGCUACAUGAGCAUCACCUCCGAGCGGAGCGUGCCUGCCGACGUGUUCCAGAUCCAAGCAACCUCCGUCUACCCCGGCGCCUACAAUGCCUUUCAGAUCCGUGCCGGAAACUCGCAGGGGGACUUCUACAUUAGGCAAAUCAACAAUGUCAGCGCCAUGCUGGUCCUCGCCCGGCCCGUGACAGGCCCCCGGGAGUACGUGCUGGACCUCGAGAUGGUCACCAUGAACUCCCUCAUGAGCUACCGGGCCAGCUCUGUACUGAGACUCACCGUCUUCGUGGGGGCCUACACCUUCUGAGGAGUGGGGGGAGCCCUCAGGGAGGGGGAGGUUCCCUGUAGCCGAGGGGCCUGGGGCUCAGGGAUGCCUGCGUUCUGCUAAAAGGGAAGAUGCUGUUGUGAAGGGUAGAGAGAGAAAGGCAAUAAAGGGAGAAAGAAGGAGUCCUGGUGGCUGAGGGGGGUGGGUGACA